CUGCCUCUCGCUCGGAGUGAGACCUCUGCGCGCUCUGCUCUCUGCGCUCCGUCUCCGCUGCUGCUGCUAGCUUUAGCCUGCGAGCUAGCUCCGGCUCCGCACACAAACAUGGCUCUGUCGCAGGCUUUAUCCGAGGAGGAGUUCCACCGGAUGCAGGCACAGCUGCUGGAACUGAGGACUCAGAAUUAUCAGCUCUCAGAUGAACUAAGGAAAAACUCUGCAGAGCUGAAUAGUCUCCGCCAGAAAAAUGUGGUUCUGGAGAAAGACUUUGUUAAAGCUCAGAAGGCGGUGACCAAAAGUAAAAAGGCUCAGGAAGUAGAGGCUCUUUUGGGGGAGAAUGAGAUGCUCCAAUCCAAACUCCACAGUCAGGAGGAGGACUUCAGACUCCAGAACUCCACUCUGAUGACAGAACUGUCCAAGCUGUGUACACAGAUUGAGCAGCUAGAGCAAGAAAACAAAGCUCUCAAAGAAGGGGGAGAAACUACAGCAUCAAGUUCUGCUUCCUCUACAGCACCACCUACAGUCAAUGAUGAGCUUUUACAGCUACAGGCUGAGAAUACCUCCCUGCACAAGAAAAUCAAAGCUCUACAGGAGCAGCUUGACAGAGACCAGGGACGCACUGCAGGAGACGGAGAGACCUCAAACACUAAUGGAGUCAGUGAUGUCACUAAAGAGAAAGAGCCAACAGCUAAUCACAGACAAGAACAGACUUCAGAUCAUUCUGAACAGACUGACAAACGGCUUAGUGAGCUGGAGCUGUCCCUAAACACAGAAAAAGAGGCUCAGAGGCUGCUCAGGGAACAGCUCAAAUCUGUUGAGUCGUCCAAACAUACAGAAACCUCAAAACUACAAGAGGAAGUCGCGAAGCUUACAGAUAAACUAAAAAAGAAACAGGAGAGUUUCCAGCGUUUGCAAGGAGAGAAGGAGGCUCUGUACAAUGACAGCAGGACAAAGAUUGAUGAGAUAAAUCAGAGGAAAGAAGAAGAACUCAAAGCUCUAAACUCCAGGUUACAUAAGAUACAGACUGACCUCCUCUCAGCCAAUCAGUUGGUGUCAGAGCUGAGAGAGCAGAUCCAAAGUAAAGACAAGGAGCACGAACUCGCUCUGCACACGCUCAGAGAUCAGGCGGCCAAUCAGAGCGCAGUGAGUCAGGAGCAGGUGGAUCACAUGCUUCAGGAGAACGAUGCUCUGAGAACCAACCUGGCAGCACUAGAACAGAUCCAGACAGCAAAAACUCAGGAGAUGAACCUGCUCCGUGAACAGCAGGAGGCGCUGACGAAUGAGCUGCAGCAGAAACGAGUGGAGAAUGAGAGUUUGCUGGCUCAGAAAGACGACCUGCAGUCACAGUUACAGGAAUCUAGUUUUGCAAAUAGGAAACUUCUGGAGCAGCUCACAGACGAGGGACAUGAGAAGGACAAGCUGUUACGGGAACUCGACGAGGCCAAAAAGACGGCCGAGAAAAGGAAAUCGAUGCUGGAUGACAUGGCCAUUCAGCUGAACCAGGAGAAGUCUGACCACAAGGAGGCGCUGUCGGACCUCAAACUGCAGCAUGAGAAGGAGGUUUUGGCGGUACGAGCUCGUUAUGAAAAAGAACUCAGAGGACUCCAUGAAGACAAGAACAGGUCUGAGGAGGAGAUACGGCAGCAACUCAGGGAGGAGAAGGCUAAAACCAAAGAACUGGAGGGGCUGGUGCUGAAGGUGGAGGAGCUGCAGAACCAGGUCCAGUCCAUGGAGGGGACCAAAGGCUGGUUUGAGAGGAGACUCAAGGAAGCAGAGGAGAACUUGGAACAGAAGAUUCUGGAGCAUCAGGAGCAGGUCGAGAAACUGCAGAAGGAGCACUCUGAGCAGAUGCAGGUGAAACAGUCAGAGCUGGAGCAGGUGCAGCAGCAGCUUCUGGAAAAGGAGAAACAAGGGGACGAACUCAACCAGACCAUUGACAAACUCCGACAGGAAAUCAAAGACACGGUGGAUGGACAGAGGAUUCUGGAGAAGAAGGGAAGUGCUGCGUUAAAGGACCUGAAGAGACAGCUGCAACUGGAGAGGAAACGAGCAGACAAACUCCAAGAGAGACUACAAGACAUCCUCACCAAAACCAGAACAGCAGGUUUGGAAGAGCUGAACCUGUCCGAGAUCCACAGUCCCAGUCGAACCCAACAAACCGGAGACUCCUCCUCUGUGUCCUCCUUCUCCUUCAAAGACAUGAUGAAGGAGCAGCCGGCCAAUCAGAGCAAGUCUGGAGGAGGCAGCCCUCAGUCCCAGCGUCCGGCCGACCUUUCAGAUGACGAGGUGGGAGAGCUGUUUCAGAGACUAGCCGAGGUGCAGCAGGAGAAGUGGAUGCUCGAGGAGAAGGUGAAACAUCUGGAAGUGAGCUGCUCGUCGAUGGCUGAGGACAUCUGUAAAAAGAGUGCGAUUAUUGAGACAUACGUCAUGGACAGUCGCAGAGACGUGUCCGGCGCGGGGGUCGGCGGGGCUCACAGUGCGCCCCACACAGACCGAGGCAAACUGGGCUCCGUGCUGAGAGACCUGGUCAAACCUGGAGACGACAACCUCCGAGAGAUGAACAAGAAGCUCCAGCACAUGUUAGAGGAGCAGCUGACCAAGAACAUGCAUCUACAGAAGGAUCUGGAGGUUCUGUCCCAGGAGCUGGUCCGGGUCAGUAAAGACGGCUCCAGUUCCGCCUCAGGAUGAAGCUGAUUCUUCCUUCCAUGUUUUUUUUCUUACAAACUGGAACGGACUGGAUUUUAUUUGGACUAAACUCAGGCUCCGUCCACACAACACUUUCCCAGAGGUUACAGAAAGAGAUGUAAAUAAGAAAAUAUUAAUAUAUGUGAGUUCUACACUAACAUGUUUCACAUGUGGUGCACAAUGGCAGAGUGGUUAGCCUGUCUCUUGCCCCUCAGUCCUCCCUCCGUUCCUGCUGCAGAGUGAUUAAAGAGCCCAUAUUACACUAUUUUCUGAUCUAUGUUAUAAUGUUUCUUCAUCACAAACAAACCUGGAGUUGUGUUUUGUUUUAUUUACAUGUUUAACACUCAAACCCUGCAUAUUUAGGCUGAGUUCUUCUUUCAAACCUUUUCCACCUUGUGAUGUCAUGUGGUAAUACAGGAAAUGCUCCACUGUGUUUUUAAACUUUAUACACCUUCACUAGAAUCAUUUGGAUAAUUUCAGACCUCUGCUGAACAAAAGGUAAAAAAUAGCUGUGAACUUAAGCUGUUAAAACUUCUGCUUCAUGACAUCACAAGGUGGAACUGAGUAUUUUGAGCUUUGGAGAUGUAGCCCCCACCUCAAACAUGUGUGAAUGGUAACAAAACACAACUCCAGGUCCGUUUUUGGCGAGGUAACAACAUUAUAACAUGACUUAAACCUCACAAGAGUCAAUUUUGCAUCAUAUAUGACCUUUAAUCUGUCUCCUGCCGCUUAGUUUCGAGGUUGUGGGUUAGACUCCUGAUCUCUGAGUGGAGUUUGCAUGUGCUCCCCGUCUUUCCUUAGGUCCAUUCCUCUGCCUCCCUCUGUCCAAACACACGCACGUACAGGUGAGGCAGUCAGAGAAAGUCCCAAAUAUGAAAGCGAAUGUUUAUGAGAGUCUGCAUUGUGCACCACUCAACUCCCAUAGUAGUGGAUUGUGGCAUUGGCUCUUUAUAAAACACUAUGACAACAAUUAAAAGGUGCACUGCGCAACCUUUGUGGUGGAGGGUUUGCCAUUUGCACGUCUCCAUGGUGAAGUUAUUGCUUUGCCUGGGGUGUUCCACUGUACGGCAUUGAAAAGAUUAAAUAUAUCUUGUAUUUAUUCAAUCAGAAGUGUUUUUAUCUUUCAACUACCCCAAAAACAUACAUUAUUAACAUGAGUGGGCUCACAUCUCCACAGAUCUGACCUGUAACUUGCAGGGUUCCCAUGAUGGAAAUGUAAAUCCUGGAAAAGUCAUGGAAAUUGAAAAUCUAAUUUUUCAGGCCUGGAAAAGUCAUAGAAGUUCAAAAAUUCGAUGAACGUUUUGGAAAAGUCAUGGAAUUUUAGUAUCUUUCACGCAACUACAGCAUUCUGUUAAGUUAUCAAUAGGAUAUUAUGAUUAUUUCCAAACGUCUGCGCCUUUUGUUUAAAAGAGACGACAAUAAAUGCACUGACAGUGUUUUGAAUGUUAAAAAACUAUAAUACCAAACCAUAAGGUGAGUGAAAAUAGUUAACAUUUCAUAUUUAGCCCUAAAGUCUGAUCAAUUCUACACAUAUAGGUGCUGUAAAGUCAUGGAAAAUUCACUUUAGGUCACUUUAGGUUUGAAAUAUUGUCAGUGAAAAAGAGUGGGAACCCUGAACCUGGCCUGUUUGUCUCCAUGGAGAUAGUUAAGUUAAAUGCCAUACAGUUGAACAUUCCUGGGGAAAAAAAAAAAAAAAACAUCAUCCUACAUGGACUCAAGCUGGUUUUGGACCCUCUUCCAGAAAAGUUACACAGUGCGACUUUAAAGUGUGAACGGAGCCUGUAUCUGAAUGUACUGUUUUAAACCAGUUCACACCAAACGCCACUCCUACUUACUUUGUCCUUUUUCACUACGUGCUUCUUUGGUCUUCCUCUAGGGGGCCUCGUCUUUCAUGGCCUCUGCCGCCUUUUACUCAAAUAUUCACUACUCCUCGUUUCCACACGUCCAAACCAUCUCAAUUUGAACAUUUUAUCUUUUUUCUACUAAAUACACAAAGUAUUCUACCCAUCCGAGCCUUGACAAAGUUUGACAAAUGUGAAAAUGGAUUGCAGGUAGUCACGCAGUCCGUCACACCCCAGCUGUUUUACCGUUAAUAUUUUUAUAUCAGCUGUAAACACUUUUUGUCGAUGAUUUGGUGUGAACUGAUUCAAAAUGUGUGUGUGUGUGUUUUGUCAAAUGUUUAUGGUAAAAGUCUGUAUUUUUUCGCUGCUGCUUUUUGUCUUAAUCUGCUUCACCAACGGUUUCACUGCAGCAAAAACUCAAGAGGUUUAUAAAGGAAUCUGUGGACCAAACCAGGAUUUAUUAACAAGAACAAACCAAGAAACUGUCCCUAUCUCGCAAUGCUUAAACGUCCUAUAUUACACAAAACUGACUUGAACUUUUAAUCUCGUUUAAUGUUGUUACCUCAGGAGUUGUGUUUUGUUUUACUCACACAUGUUUGAGUAACUCUUUAUUAUUUGUCUGUCUAUGGCCCCAUCCACCCUAGUACGUAUUUGAGACGUUUUUGUUGCGGAUACAGUGUUCGUCCGUACUAAUUCGAUGGAAAACGGCUCCAGUGACAGAACGAUUUGGUGCCGCCAGCUCCCACAAAUGAGUACAGAUCUGAUCCAUCACUGUGUGGACGCCUGAAAACACUGAUACGCUAAUGUAGGUCUAAGUAAUUCACCGCCAAAACGCUAAGAGGCUAGAAUAUAUGUCCAUUCAUAUAUACGGUCUGUGCAUAAUCUCUGAAAAGUUUAACAUGAACCAUCUCCAACGCGACAGAAGCACAGAACAGACUCACCAUCAGCAGAACACCCCUCUGUCACAGAAAGAACACUCAUAAUCCACUGAGUCGUGUCUUUUAGACCGACAGAAGCUGAACCGCAUCAGCGCACAAGGAGCGAGAUGUUUUUUUGAGCGCUCAGUUCUGUAAAAUGUAAACAAAUAUGCUCAAAGCUGUGGAUAGGGCAGGCUUGUGGACACAGAAACGAUGUAAAUUGUUUCCGAUACGGUGGUUCAUUUCAGUGUAAAUGUAUCCUACGUCUCCAAAGCUAAAAAAAAUGCUUUGUUCCACCUUGUGAUGUCAUAUAGCGGUAGUUUUCAAAUUAACAGCUCCUUUUUACCUUUUGUUCAGUAGAAAUGGGCAAUUCUGGUGAUGAAAUUCUCUAAAAUUAUUCUUUUGAAGGUGUGUGGAGUGGAGCACUUCCUGUAUUAACACAUGACAUCACAAGGUGGAACAGAGUUUUCCCUUUGAGAGAAGAAUUCAACUCCCAAAACGCAACUCCAGGAAUGUUUUUGAUGAAGAAACGACUUUAUAAGAGAUCAGAAAAUAUGAUAGUAAUAAUAUGAGCCCUUUAAGACCUGGAUUCACAAGGGAAAAUGCUGUUAUAUUUCACACAAUGGUAAAGUCUAAUAAUUUCAAAACACAAAACUAAACCUAAAGACUAAAUUAUUACGUUAUUCAUAUUAAAUUGUUGAUAAAGUCUGGUUUUAUCCAUUCUUCUCUGCCUCUUGUAAAGCCUUAUGAAAUUGUCACAGUCUACGUGUUGGAGACUGUAUCAAACCCUAUGGACUGGGCUCUGUCUACUUGCUGCAGGCGGCUCUUCCUGCUGUUUGUCUGUUUGUUUUUAAAGUGUUUUAUUUGAGGCCUGUUGAUUUGUAUAUAACGCUGUCACAUGACGGGUCACAUGACUGUAUCUGUGUGAAGAAUCAUCUGAUUAUUAUUAUUAUUUAUGAAUACGAUUAUGACGCUAAUUAUUGGAACUGAAAUUAAAUCUGUCACAAACUUCA
This is a messenger RNA of Boleophthalmus pectinirostris (great blue-spotted mudskipper), 6456 nucleotides long. RefSeq names its product GRIP1 associated protein 1 (gene gripap1). The transcript is spliced from 29 exons. Gene Ontology annotation, biological process: regulation of recycling endosome localization within postsynapse; regulation of neurotransmitter receptor transport, endosome to postsynaptic membrane; neurotransmitter receptor transport, endosome to postsynaptic membrane. Lineage: Eukaryota; Metazoa; Chordata; Actinopteri; Gobiiformes; Gobiidae. Gene Ontology annotation, cellular component: glutamatergic synapse; extrinsic component of postsynaptic early endosome membrane; postsynaptic recycling endosome. The coding region runs from base 109 to 2688 and encodes 859 amino acids. The record is from RefSeq and is a predicted model, not a curated record.